AUUUUCAAGAUGGCGGCCCCCAUGCGGCAUGCUUCGAAAACGUAUCUUUUGCAAUUUGCCCACGAACACAUCGAUUUUAAACUAGCGGAACUUAAAGCCAUUGCUCACCUGUUAAGAAUUCCAAUCAGAGUUGAUGAGGCCAAGUAUGAUAAAAAGAACCCUUUUCUUGUUGUGGAUUUACCGUCAGAAAAAGAUGGAAGAAGGAUUAUGGGAAGAAGUGUUUUAGCAAAGUCAUUAUUUGAACUUUGGGCUACAGCAGGCUGUUUUGAUGACCUUCAUAGAGAACUUCAGAUGCUUCCAAAAGACUUUGUGAAGCCUCACUUGUCAGAAGAUUUGACAUAUCGGAUUCGCGUGGAGGCAUUUAACAGAUCUUUGUCUCCAGCAGAAAAACUAGAGAGGAUUAAUGCCCUGCCAGAAGAGACGCUGAAUUUUCAGGGCAAGGUCAACCUCAAGUCACCUGACCAGAGUUUUCACCUGCUGGAAUUUUACGAAUACGAGGCUCAGAAAUCAACCAAAGGACCUGUGGCUUUGUAUUUUGGAAGAUGGGUACGAUUCAGGAAGUCUGACCAAUGUCUCCCAUAA
This is a messenger RNA of Liolophura sinensis, 582 nucleotides long. Its product is annotated as tRNA (guanine(10)-N2)-methyltransferase homolog. The transcript has 6 exons. Bases 10 to 582 code for a protein of 190 amino acids. Gene Ontology annotation, cellular component: cytoplasm. Lineage: Eukaryota; Metazoa; Mollusca; Polyplacophora; Chitonida; Chitonidae. Gene Ontology annotation, molecular function: methyltransferase activity. The record is from RefSeq and is a predicted model, not a curated record.